Molecule: messenger RNA, 658 nt
Organism: Ceratotherium simum simum (southern white rhinoceros)
Lineage: Eukaryota; Metazoa; Chordata; Mammalia; Perissodactyla; Rhinocerotidae
Product: late cornified envelope protein 3C-like
Biological process (GO): epidermis development
Source: RefSeq, a predicted model, not a curated record
CCCCUCCUGCAGCCUUGACUCAGGAAGAAGCUGGUCCUAGAAGCGAGGGGUGGAGGAAACCAAGAGCCAGGAGACAUUGAACUGUGGAUUCUGAACUGACAGGGGCUUCUGUUUUUUCCAGACUCACUCAUCUCCCGCAGAGAUGUCCUCCCAGCAGCACCAGCAGCAGUGCCAGCCGCCUCCCAAGUGCUCCUCGCCCAAGUGCCCCCCGAAGAGCCCAGCGCAGUGUUCCCCUCCAGCCUCCUCCGGCUGUGCUCCACGCUCCGAGGGUGGCUGCUGCCUGAGCCACCACAGGCACCGCAGGUCCCACCGAUGCCGACGACGGAGCUCCAACUCCUGUGACAGGGGCAGUGGUCAGCAGUCCGGGGGCUCUGGCUGUGGCCAGGGCUCUGGGGACUGCUGCUGACCUGGGCUCCGGAUGCUGAGUCAAGCAAUUUUAAAGGAAACAAGCAUCUAAAGGGCCAAGGAAAAGCCCCAGCCUGAAGCGUCCUUUCCCAGAUACCCCAUCCUCACUUUCCCAGGCUGAGCUGGGGAUGUUCCAUGGAGGGUUCAGAGCUGUCUCCAGAAGGCUCUUUCUGUCUGAUAUCCAGGAUCUCACAGUUCCCCCACCCCCUGCACCUGUAGUGAUUGGCAGAUCCCAUGCCUGACUCUAUGAAAA